AUGGAUCUGUACAAGCAAGCAUCGAUGAGCCCAGACUACGAGGAACACGAUUGCCCAGUUGAAGGGAGGGCGAAAAUGGACCCUCGCUCCUACGAAGAAGCCUCUCAAAGCUUGAAGUGGAGAGAAUUAAUGAAUAUGGAGAUCAAAGCAAUUGAAAGAAACAAAACAUGGGAACUAAGUGAUGCUCCAAAUGGAGUCACACCUAUUGGAGUUAAAUGGAUCUUUAAAACUAAGCUCAAUAAACGUGGGAAUGUUGAGAAGCACAAGGCACGGUUGGUGGCAAAAGGGUACUCACAGCAGUAUGGCAUGGACUACACCAAAGUGUUUGCCCCAGUAGCAAGGCUCAACACUGUGCGGAUACUGUUAGCUUUAGCAGCUCAACACAGAUGA
Molecule: messenger RNA, 390 nt
Organism: Abrus precatorius (Indian licorice)
Lineage: Eukaryota; Viridiplantae; Streptophyta; Magnoliopsida; Fabales; Fabaceae
Exons: 2
Coding region: 1-390 (129 amino acids)
Source: RefSeq, a predicted model, not a curated record